Heteronotia binoei (common prickly gecko) is the source of this 3601-nucleotide messenger RNA. RefSeq names its product ETAA1 activator of ATR kinase (gene ETAA1). The transcript has 6 exons. NCBI's taxonomy places the organism in Eukaryota, Metazoa, Chordata, Lepidosauria, Squamata, Gekkonidae. The record is from RefSeq and is a predicted model, not a curated record. Bases 102 to 2687 code for a protein of 861 amino acids.
GGCAGCUGUGGCCAAUCGGCGGCUGAUUAGCGAGGUUGAGCAAGAUGGCGGGGAAGCGAGCGGGCUGAGUUUAGAGCGAUGAGCCCCGGGUGGUUUCGUCUAUGGCGAGCAAGCGGCGGAAGGCUGCAGCGGCGGCUGAUGAGAAGCUCCGGGUUAAGACACCUGCUAAACGGAUUAGUAGGCGGAAGGCUCCAGACGGAGAGAGCCCCAAAGGCAAAGCGGAGGAAAUAGACUCAUACAAGACUCCAAAGAGAUCUUCUAGGCCUUGCCUGCCAACAUUCAGUUCGCCUGCUAAUGAAACUGACAUACAGCAAGAAAUCUUCUGGGAUCAUCAUUCACCAAUUGCACAUAAAUUAGACCCUGGAAGAAAGAAGCAGCCAACUGGUCGAUCCACGGUUGAAAUUUCAGAAAUAGUUAAUAGGAUUGCUCCACAGGAGGAAAAACCUUCCUGCUAUGAAGAAUCCCUUCUUGGUAUGUGGAUUGGUGAUGAUGCAAUUCCAUGUACACCUGGAAUAGCAAAAGUGAGGUCUAGAACAAAAGUAAAUAACACAAGGGGUCUUCAGCAGAAAAACAAAGAGGAGGAGCUUAUGGAAUUGGCAAAACAGUUUGAUAAAAACCUGACGGAGGCCAUCCAGAAGCAAGAUGCUCCAUGCCAUAAUGCUACCCACCUUCUGCCAGAGGCAAAGGUGUUCGUCAAAUGUCAAGGCGAUGCACAUAUUGAAAACUCUCAACACGUCCUUGGAGAUCAUCCUCAGAUUGAUGCAGCCUUGCCCUUGGGAGCAGUUAAGGAGAAUGCUGAGUGCUGUGAACAUAACAGUCGGAAGCCCAUAGAUCUUGAUGCAGAAGUAGCGCUGAAUGCCCUUUUCGAUUGCUCUCCCCAGAAAUGCAGUGGCAGGUUGAGCCAGGGUUCUUCAAGCAGCAGCUUCCACAGUAGCCAAAAUGCUGUGCUAGUGGAAGAGCACAUUUCAGAGGAAACAGCAGGAGGUUCCCAUGGAUCUGUGGCUGCGGAUGCACCUCAAAGACAUGGUUCAGCUCCUGCUUCAAAGUGUAGAGGACUUACUACAGCUAAAAAAACAAAAAUGGUGUUUGAACAACCAGUUCAAAGUGCAGUCAUUUUUAAGACAGAACCACAAAAUGCAGUUAUUUCUAAGACAGAACUGGCUGUCUCCAGUAACACUGUCAGCAAUGACUUAGAGGACUGGGAUGCGGACCUAUUGUUAGACGAUUCAUUUGUAAUGCAGAUUACUCAGAACCCGGAACUGAUACGUACUCCACAAAAUGCCUCCCCCAGUGCUUUUCAGGAAAGCUGUAAAACAAAGGAAAGAACAAUAAAUUCAGACAGACCUAACAGAGGUCGUUGUACCUCUCCAAAAUCCUCUAACAAUGUUGCAACACUCAAGUUACAAAAGCAAAGCCAUGAAUUAGGGGGGACAAAGUCUGUUCCUCCACAGAGCCAUUUUCCUUUUAAAAAUAAUCUAGUAAACUCCAUUUCCAAUCCAGUAAGUUCCAUUUCCAAAAGUGGUCAAAUCAGAAUUUCUGGGUGUACUUCCAUUUCUGUGAAACUUGAAAAUAAAUGUGUGACGGAAAGGUUUACUCAGCUUAAAAGUACAAGUGUCCUUGAAAAAGAAGCCACUUCUCUUUCCGUGCAUCCUAACCUUCCUAAACCACUGUCUGGAAAAUCCAGAAGUAAUGUAUUUAGUAUUCACAGUAAAUCCUCUUCUAUUUUUCCUAACUCAAAGCCUAAUGACCAGCAAGAGCUGGCUAGCCAUGCCUCUUCCAAUCACCUCCAAGCAGGAUUACCCAAGAAACACGCUUCCUCAUUUGGCGACUGGAAUGAGCCUCGACUCUCAGAUGAUGUUUUAGACCUGUUCUGCGAAUCCGAUGGCCUUUGGGGCCUAGACCGCGAAGACGACGACUUGUUGUAUCGAGUGUGUGAUGAUGUGGAGAAGAAUACUCUGAGUCAAGAUGUUGCAAAAGGGAGUGUGAAAGCAGCAUCGGUGGUAACAAGCGCUGCCAAGUUGGAGAUGAAUCCUGGCCUCCUGGUACUUAAGCAAGGACUGGCUAAUUGCCCGCUGCCCCAGAAGAUCAGGAAGACCUUCUCCUUGAACGCUGCUCUUACCCCUGCAGUGCCACUGAAGAAUGAGAAUUCUGCAGACCCCUAUGGUCAGCUCAGUUGUGUGUCAUUGAACAGCACUCAAGGGAAACUGCAUAGGCCAAAUUUUGUGCCUGACAGAAGCUUACCUUCCAGAUGUGGCUUGGUCCCGAUGUCAAAUACAUGUCUGAACACUACCAGUAGCACACAGUGGCAGAAUGUCACUUGCAAUGUGGGUAAGGUACAGAAUAUUAGUAGUAGUAAUCAAGAAAAGUCAAAAUAUGCAUUCCGAAAGACCAGUAGUUCCCAGGCCCUCAUUUUGGAUCAUAACAGUGGCACUCGGGGCAGCCGUAGUGGAGCUCCUUUAGCUUUGGGGGAAAGCAAGAAUGGACCAAACAUUCCGUUACACACAGCAUUACAAAUUAACCCCAAGACCACUUUGAAGAGGCACCUCUCGGACUCUUUUGCAAACUUGGAAACAGAAAGGAUGAGCAGGAAAUGUUCUCAAGAAGAAAUUGCAAAGAAAAAGCAAGAAGCUCUUGAGAGAAGAAAAUAUAAAAUGCAAGCAUUGCUCAAAAAUACAGCGCCCACAUGAGUGCUAUCUGUCAGUUUGGAUGUGGCCAGCAGUUUGGGAGUCGUUGACAUAAAAGUUGUUGACAUAAAAGUCCUGAGAAAGACUAAAUGAGCUUCAGGCUUUUUGAAGUCCUGUUUGUGACGCUUCCCCUUCACCUGUCUUGCUGCAUCUGGGAAAUAGCGAUGUUGACCUUAAAUCAAGAAGCUGCUUUUUUUUAGUUUAUUAAGUGUUGGGUUUGGUUUUUUUUUAAACGCUAUUGUUUACAGCUGUUCUCAGGAAAGCGGUUUAGCCAAUGUUUUAAAUCCCACAUAGGUUUUCUGCAGAUGCAAGGGUUUUCUUGCCACAGAGGGCUACUUUCCCUCUUUCCUGCUUCCACUGCAGCCCCAAGUUCCUCCUAAAAUAAUGCUGGUGAGAGGCCCUCCCAGGAGCAGCAUGGAGGGAGUUGUAGGUUUGCAGUAGGAGGGGGAUGGAAAAAGUCAUUCCCACUAAUUUCCACAAAAGUAAUCUCGAUUCCAAGCCUCAGUUUCACUGUUUUGUGACUCGAUGAUACAGUCAACACUAACCGUAUCCUAUCAAAGAUAAUACUGUGAAGUUUCUACUUGAGACUGCAUGAAAGUUUUCAAGAUUUUUUUUUUUAAUUCAGUGUUAGGGUUGAAUGGUAACCCUUUACAAAGAUACCUGCCCCAGUUUUGCCACCUGUAUCCUAUGUACUGGAGGACAUUCUAUCACGUCUCAGUAAUCCUACUCUAAACUUUGUAACAGGCAGUCACAAGGCUCAUAACAGCAAUUCACAGCUCAGGCCCAUUUUUAAUUUUUGUACCUCAGCAGCACGGAACGAUGUAUCUGGGCUUGUAAAUGUUUGUAUGCAAUAGGAUUUAUCUCUGUAAAUGAUGUACAAUUUAUAAAUCAUGAUUAAAAUUGCAGCUUCUCAUUCA